UAGACAGCAGGCUCGUUCGAAAGACGCUUCUUCAGUCUGAAUCGGCAUCUUGACUUCCAGGCGAGCACAUCCAGAGCACCGCUCCAGUCGAACGACGCAACGAGGAAACCGAAGAUAAAUGAGAGCAGCUCGGUUGUGCGCGAGCGCCGUAACAUACGUAUCCACGCAGCACGGGCACGUCAAGCCAUUCGCGGGACAGAGCUUAAGCUCCGUAAACACAGUCCGAGCAAAAGUCAAACAUACAAAAAGGCAAAAUGUUUUCGAGGGCGGACCGGAAGAGGGCAUUGAUGAAAAGUUUGAACGACAGGGCAUUUCUAAUUGCCGUGAUUGACGAAGACUACGAAAAAGUUGACAGUCUCAUUCGCGAAAACAUUAAUAUUAAUUUUCAAGAUGAAGACGGAUGUACAUCUUUACAUAUAUUAGUGGAAAAUGGCAAUGCGAAUAUAUUUAAGUUGCUAAUUGAAAAUGGGGCUUCUUUAAGUAUUAAAAAUAGCGAUGGAGAAACUCCACUGGACUUUGCUAAACGAUUAAACAAAUCGGAAAUCCUCAGGAUAAUCGAAGUUCACAGCAGUCAUCCAUCGCCAGCACAAGACGUUGAGCCGGUAUCUGACAGGUCACAAGGCGAUGAAGCAACUCCAUUAGAUGUUGCUGAAACGACAAAUCAAACGGAAGUCAUUAGGGUAGCCGAAGAUGACAACAGACACCCAUCGCUAGCACAAGAUGUUGAGCUAGAAUCUGACAGGGUACAGGACGACGAAACAACUCUAAUGGAAGUUGCUGAAAUAUCAAAUCAAGCGGAAGUCAUUAGGGUAACCGAAGAUGACAACAGACACCCAUCGCUAGCACAAGAUGUUGAGCCAGAAUCUGACAGGUUACAAGACGACGAAACAACUCUAUUAGAAGUUGCUGAAACAUCAAAUCAAGCGGAAGUCAUUAGGGUAGCCGAAGAUGACAACAGACACCCAUCGCUAGCACAAGAUGUUGAGCCAGAAUCUGACAGGGUACAGGGCGACGAAACAACUCUAAUGGAAGUUGCUGAAACAUCAAAUCAAGCGGAAGUCAUUAAGGUAGCCGAAGAUGACAACAGACACCCAUCGCUAGCACAAGAUGUUGAGCCAGAAUCUGACAGGGUACAGGGCGACGAAACAACUCUAAUGGAAGUUGCUGAAACAUCAAAUCAAGCGGAAGUCAUUAAGGUAGCCGAAGAUGACAACAGACACCCAUCGCUAGCACAAGAUGUUGAGCCAGAAUCUGACAGGGUACAGGGCGACGAAACAACUCUAAUGGAAGUUGCUGAAACAUCAAAUCAAGCGGAAGUCAUUAAGGUAGCCGAAGAUGACAACAGACACCCAUCGCUAGCACAAGAUGUUGAGUCAGAAUCUGACAGGGUACAGGGCGACGAAACAACUCUAAUGGAAGUUGCUGAAACAUCAAAUCAAGCGGAAGUCAUUAGGGUAGCCGAAGAUGAUAAAAGUCACCCAAUUAUUAGGGUAGCCAAACAUGUUAUGCCAGAAUCAUCCAGGGUACCAGGCGAAGAAACAUCUCUAUCGAAAGUUACUGAAACAUCAUAUAAAUCGGAAAUUAUUAGUAUACCCAAAGAUGAACACAGACACAAAAUUAUUAGGGUAACCAGAGAUGACAAGUCAUGGCCACCACCAGUCGUUAAGUCGGUACCUGACCAGUCACAUAUCGACAAAAUAUCUUCACUAGGCCUUUCUAAAGUAUUAGAUCUAAUAGAGAACGUUAGGAUAGUCGAAGAUGAUAAAGGUAAAUCAUUGAAAGUACCAAUCUUUAAGCCGGUAUCUGAAAAGGUACGUGUCGUCAAAACAACUGUAAUGAAAGUUCCUGAACCAUCAUAUCAAAUGGAAAUUGUUAGGUUACCCGAAGAUGAUCACAAAUAUCCAAUUAUUAGAGUAGCCAGAGAUGAUCAUAAACACCCAACUAUUAGGGUAGCCAAAGAUGACAACAGACAACCAUCGCCAACACAAGACGUUAUGCCAGAAUCUGACAGGUUAGAUGUCGACGAAGCAUCUCCACUGGAAGUUGUUAAAAUAUUAGAGCUAAUGGAACGCCUUAGGACAGCGAACGAUGACAAAAGUCAGUCAUUGCCAGCACCAGUCGUUGAGGCGGUAUCUGACAGUACACAUGUCGAAAAAACGACUUCACGAGAUGUUGCUAAAACAUCACGUCAAAUGGAUGUCAUUUGGGAAGCCGAAGAUGAUAGCUAUGACCCAUUGCCAGCUGCAGGCAAUGCACCGGCAGGAAUACAGAUAACUCCACAGAGUCUGUAUAAAACUUAUAGAAACGAAGGCAAAUAUGGUACGUGGAUUGAUCCGGUUUAUUCUGAUAUUUAUCGGCUGAAAGUCUUAUUACUAUUACUAAAGAGAGCGAUCUCAUGCAAAUGUGUAAUACGUAUCGGCAUUACAUCAAUACCAGCUCGAAUAAUCGAUAAUUUGACCUUGAGAUUUACUAUUAAGAAUAAAUAUUAUUUUCGUAUCGUUCAUAUUAAGUAUAAGAUUAAUGAUUCGAAAAAAAUUACUGCCAAUAAUUUGCUCCUUGAAACUGACGGUGAUUACAGUUUAAUAAAGUAUUUUAAAAGUUACCAAACUUUUAAAAAAGCAAGGUAUUCACAGAAUGCCGAGAGCGGGGAAUUGGCAAUUUGUACAAAUAGCGAUUUUGAUUAUGACAAUUUGAAAGAAGCGGCAAUUGAAGUAGAACGUAUAUUAGCAAUAGACGAGUUUUUGUACAUGUAUAGUGAUGAAAAAGAGCCAAAGAAAUACAGAUUUAAAAGCGAAAAGUUAAUACCAAAAUUGAAAGAUCGAUUACAAUCAUGUGGAUUGGAACCAAAAUUUGAGAUAUCUGACCAUGAAGUAGACGACUUUCUUCAACACAUUGUUUUCUUAGUCAACCAACCAAAUGAAGAAGAAAUAAAUGAUUUUGUUAAAUUUGAAGUAAAGGUUGAUUUCGAUUUCACGACAGUGUACGCUUACAACAAAGUUAUGCUUCAGAUGCUUAAUUGGCUAAGACUUAAACAUCAAUUUUUUACUUUCAUGGAUUGUUUAGAUUUAUUGGAAGCACUUAGAAAGGCAGUGCCUCUGUGGUACAAUGUACAAGACCCAGUAGAACCAUUUACUGGGAGGAGAGAUUUCCUGAUCAAACUACAUGAAUUGAUGGAAGCGGAAAAUAAUGCCAUGGUGUGUGUAAGUGGUCAUGCCGGCGUCGGCAAGAGUGAAGUUGUAAAGAAAUACAUCAACGAGUUUGCUCCAUUUUAUAAUUAUUCAAUCAACUGGAUCAACGCAGAGAGUUACGAAACCAUUGCGGAAUCUUUCCGCGAGCUUGCUUGCCAUAAAUUAUGGCUGAAACCGAUUAAUGCGCCAGACCAUGACUUGGACGUAAGCAAAUUGGUCUGCGAUGUUUUCAAUUAUUUUGCCAAAUACAACAGCCUUUUCGUAUUUGACAAUGCCCAAAUGUACGAGAGCGAAGAUAACAAAAUUGACGCGGGCAUAGAUCGAUUUCUAAAGUGUUCGUGUACAGCCAAUAAGCACAGUCACAGGCCACGCAUUAUCAUCACUUCUCGUAAGAGAAAAUGGCCUAAGCAUAUCAAUGUACUGCUUUUGAAACCGUUCACUGAUGACGAAGCGACGCUGUUCAUCGCUGAUUCUUUGCAAUUGAGCGAUGAAAGGCAAUUCGAUCACGUAUUGAAAUUGGGAAAGCAGUUGAAAAUGUUGCCGCUGGCGUUGCGUCAAGCAAUCGCUUACAUAAAAAUGCAAAACGAAGAUUUGAUUAGGAGGGGCAGGUGUCCGAACUUCAAAAUCAAUGAUUACUUGGCAAAAUUACCACAGGUGGACGGGACCUGUACUGCUGAGUUUUCAAACGAGGACGGCAAGUCGUUCUGUCUAACUGUAUUUAAAACUAUGAAGUUAGCGCUGUCAGCCAUAGAGGAGCUAGUAGACGGCGACCUAUCUAUGAAACUCUUGUACAUGGCGGCAUACUUUCGGUCGUACCGCAUUCCCAUGGAAAUUUUAGUAAUUUCGGAGAACAGCAAAGCUACGCUGCCGAAGGCGCUCGAAACGCUGAGGAAAUACGCGCUGAUAAACGUUUAUUACAAAUCCGUGACCAUAAGCAGUUUGGUGCAGCAAAUAACGCGGUCGUUACUCAACACGCACGACGGUGAGAAAAAAAUACUGGAUCUGAUAUGGUGCGGCAGGGCAGGGAAGCCCUUGAACAUUCACAACGUCGACCACAUUGUAUCCGCGUGGCCGUACUGCAAAAAGUAUCUGGACGUGAUCGAAGAGCACCCGUUCAUUCCGAGACUCCUUGCCGACAUCCUUAUGAGGCAUUAUCGUGCCAACGAGGGUCUGGUGUGGCUGUACGAGUGCAUCGACUCGCUGAGCAGGUUGUCCGAAACCCGUCCGCUCAACUGGAACUUGAUAUUGUGCUAUCGCAUUCUGGGCUUCUACAAUAUGAAACACGCGCGUUACGAGCUGGCCGCCAGGGAUUUCGAGAUGCUGUAUAACUUGGAAAAGACACAUAACGGCGAGAACCACUUGGAUACUGUGAACGCCAUGUUGAGCGCAGCGGCAGUGUACACUAAAUUGGGCUGGACCGACAAAGCGCUGAACUUUUACAAACAAAUCCUCAGAACGCAACGGGCAAUGUUCGGAAGAGACCACGUCGACACUUUGGUAACGAAACGCCAAAUAGCCAACGUCCUCAUCACCCAGAAAAAGUUCGAAGAAGUAUUGCCGUUACUCGAGCAGCUGUACGACGUUUAUACAAAGCGAUUCGGGGCUAUCGAGCUGAAUACCAUGGAAAUAAGACUACUGCUUGUCGGACUAUACGGAAAAAUGAACAGGUACGACAAAGCUCUGGUAUUGCUCAAACAGUCGAACGAAGCCAAGCAAGAAUGGCUGGGAGAACAUCAUGCGAGCAUUUGGGUCGACCGGCUCCUCUGGGCUCAAGGUCUGCUAGAAUACAACAAGGACAAAGAGGCCGCGGCGGAAGCCUACGAAAAACUGUUGGUGAGCAAAGUGACGGUCCUGGGCGAGCUGCACGAGGAGGUCGUCGAGUUUUACGCGAAAGUCGCGCAGUUCCUCCUGCAGAUGGACAUGAUCGAGAGAUGCAUUCCCUACUUCCGCGAGGCCAUCAGGAGACGGAAGGAUUUCUUCGGGUCCUUCGACCGCGAGCUGCUGCUGCUCGAGGAUCAGCUUGCCAAACUGCUGCACGACCGCGAAGAGCUGGACGAGGCCUUGGCACUUUACCACGAUAUAUUGCUCUUCAAGGACGAGAUCAAGGAUGACGAGAAGGAGCCCUUUGACUACGUGUACAUAACCCGGCAGAUUGUCGACAUACACGUGGUGCGAGAGCAGUCCAGCCCAGCGAUUCAUCACAGCUUGAAUCUUCUGAAAGUAUACGAGAAAACGCUGGGCAAGAAUCACGAGACAACUGUCGACACGAGAAAGAGCUUGGGCAUAAUGAUCUACCACAUGGGGGACUUCAACAGGGCCUUCGGCAUUCUCACCGACAUCGACGAGAUCUCGAAGAAAAUCUACGGCGCGGACGAUCCGCGCUACGAUAACUUGCUCAAGGUCAUCGAUUUCAUGGUCAAGUACCGGGACACCGGCAAAGAAAUCCCGCUGACGGCCGCGUACGCGAUAAAGGUCGACGACAUGAAGGCUCUGAAACAACUGCUGGCCGAAGGCGUCGAUCUGAACACCCAAGACGAGGCCGGCCGGACGUUGCUGCACAUAGCAGCCGGCUACGACAACUUGGAGAUCGUCAAGUAUCUAGCAGAGCGCGGAGCUGACGCGACGAUACCGGAUCGAGAAGGCCGCACGGUCCUGCACACUGUGACUUUGAAGAACAACAUGGCCAUGGCCGAGACCCUGUUCGAUAACGUAACCGUCGACAUGGUCGACAAAUUACUCAACGCCAAAGACCUGGAGUGCGGCGACACGGCGCUGCACCUGGCAGCGAAGACGGGCCUGAACGCUAUGGCGCGGGCGCUGAUGUAUCGCGGCGCGGUCUACGACAUCAAGAAUCAUCUUGGCGAGACGCCGAGCGACGUGGUCAAGGACAAGGCGAUCAAUCGAACGAUGCGGAAAGCCGUACUCUUCCAUGCGCUCGCUAAAGAAAAGAACUUGCUGUACGACGCCACGGACGACGAGACCAUGAGCUUCAUUAGCUCGCGCAACAACGACGGCUACAACCUGUGCCAGCUGGCGCUCAUGAACAACAACGUGGAGCUGACGAGCCAACUGCUCGAUUUUAUGGUUCGCGUGCCCCGCUAUCAGAAGAGCUCGGCCGAGACCUUGGCAGCCCUCCAGGUGAUACCGCUGGCCUUGGCCGUUAAGUCGGAGCUCGGGAAAAGCAAAGGCUACAAGAACACGCGCGCGCUCCUCGCCGCGUUCCGCGAGCGCGACAAGCGCGUAUCGGACAAGAAGAUCGUCGCCCUCGAGGACACCUUCAAGGUGCUGGACAUGGACCCACCGAUACCGGACAUCGAGAAUCUCGGGCGCACGGCCGUCUCGAAGCACACCAUGGCGUUCAUCAGCAGGCUUGCCUCCGUCCAGCUGCUCAUAUCGACCAAGGCGAACGACUUCAUUCGCGCUCGGCAAUGCCUGGCGAUGGACGCCGACGUCGACGAGGAGGACGACGGAGGCUGGACGGCCCUGCAUCACGCCGCCAACAACAAAAACGAUCAUAUAGUCCGACUGCUUCUGUGCUUCUCUGCGAACAUCUACUGCCAGACCAAGACCGGCAAUACUCCGCUUCACAUGGCCGCCAAUAGAGGCAACCCGCUGGUGGUCGAGCUGCUGCUGGAAAAGGACCGGGCGAAUCGCGUCUUGGUCAACACGAAAACCGUGGCCAAAGGCUCCAGCCCCUUGCACAUUGCCGCGAAAAACGGAUAUACGGGCAUCGUCGCCACGCUCCUCAGAUACGGAGCGUGCUACUGCCACCUGAACAAGGACGGCAAGACCCCACUGGAACUGACCAACGACGCCGGGUGUCGCGAGCUGCUGAUAGCGGUGGACUCAUACUUCGCGCAAGCGAAGGCCGGGACGAUGGAGCUGGUCAGAAAACUGCGAAAGUUCGAGCCGGCCCAGUUGAGCGUAGCGAUUAGCGCUCGAGACAACGAUAACCGCACGAUUGCCGACGUCAUUAUGUAUAACAGGCACGUGGAGCUCACGGUCGAGUUCUCGCGACUCGUCGAGCACACCCUCGGCAAAAUAAAACCCUGAGCUUCGAUCGACCGGUUGUCACACGUUUUACCAAACGACGGAAUUGCGGAUGCCGUCGAUCGACGAGCGCAUUUUUAACGAGUACUGUACAUAGCCGCGCGAACGCUGUGAACUUGUAAUUUUACUGUCCAACGAUUUUUAUCGAUGUCUUUGUCUUAUCAUUAUUACCAAUAAACGCCAAUGAUUCGA
This is a messenger RNA of Phymastichus coffea, 7430 nucleotides long. RefSeq lists its product as uncharacterized. The transcript has 2 exons. The coding region runs from base 255 to 7241 and encodes 2328 amino acids. Lineage: Eukaryota; Metazoa; Arthropoda; Insecta; Hymenoptera; Eulophidae. Gene Ontology annotation, molecular function: protein binding. The record is from RefSeq and is a predicted model, not a curated record.